AUGGGUUCUAAUCAUUCGAAGACACAAAGACCAAUGACUUAUAUUCAAAGACCUGGUCAAUAUGGACAAACUGAAGACGAAGUUGUCAAUUCUUUACCGAAUGUUGAAGAUUCUAGUCGUUACAGAUAUCUACCACCAAGCAUGAUUUCUGAUUCAAAUGUUCUAAUGGCGAGAUCAAAGAGAAAGACUUGUACCUCAAACCCAGAAAAUACAUCGCCAUCAGUGGUAGGCCUACGAUCAUCACCCGGUGUUGAAGAUUUGUUAGAUAUUGAAUUGCCAAUGGCAAUGGAUGCAGAUGUUAGUAGUGAUGAUGCCAAUGGUUCGGUGAAUGAAGACUGUGGUGUUGAAAUUGACAUUGACGACAUUUCUGUCAGUAAAAAAUCGAGAAGAAAACCAGUUGAGAAAAGAGAAUAUUUCUUCAAUAAAGGACGAAAAGAAGAUGUAACUGCUAGUGCUGAUAAUGAUUCUUACAAUAACCUACUGAUUGAUGAUAGCCGCUCUUGUGAAGGUGUUGAGGCUACUAAGCCUACAAAUGAAGGUGGCAAUACUGCUGAACCCAAGGAUUGGAAGGUGUGGCCAAUAGAAUCGCAAGAACAGAAAUAUCAAGAUGAUCAAUUUUUAGAGAUACUUAAAGAGACACCCACCCGAGCAUGUCACAGUAAGAAAUACUCAGAUAACAAAGUUUUUAAGGAACAAGACCUCGCACCAUUGAAACAAGAACAAAGCUCAGAGGGCAUCAGAAAGCAAUUGUAUCUGCAAGGAAUCAUCGCCGACGAAGCUUCAGAAACUGAUUCUAAGGAAGACUUGUGGGAUAAGAGUUUCAUAAGGGAAUGUGCAGAGUCAAGACUGGAACGACCAAGUCAUGUGCGACUUCCUCCAAUAAAAUCCUUAGACAAAUUGGCUUUUGCAAAUAAACGGUUUGGAUUUCGUCAACGCGGUUGUUCUACAGCUAAAGUGAAUGGUUGUGAAAGGUCUGAUCACGAAGAAAAAGGGUCACAACAACUAAAGACUGACAAAAUUCUCCACAAAAUUGAUACUUUAGAUCUAGUGUGA
This is a messenger RNA of Lottia gigantea (owl limpet), 1053 nucleotides long. RefSeq lists its product as hypothetical. The transcript has a single exon. Bases 1 to 1053 code for a protein of 350 amino acids. Lineage: Eukaryota; Metazoa; Mollusca; Gastropoda; Lottiidae. The record is from RefSeq and is a predicted model, not a curated record.